AUGUUCGUGCAGCAAGAUAUUUUUGGGGAAGUUACCUCGGAAGCGAAAUCACAGGUGCCAAACCUCACGCGUGAAGAAGAGCUGCUGCUUUGUGGUGUGCGGCCGGGCAGUGAAUUUUUGCCACUGCUUUAUUCAGCCCUUGCCUCGCUGCAAGGCAAAAGCAAGAGAAUGAGUCCCGUCCCCUCUGCAGCUUUGCGCAGGGUUGCUGCCGGCAAUGAUGGCAGUGACUACGACUUGAAGGGGGAGAAACCUUCAAGCGGCGUAAGGGAGAGGACACACGCGUUCAGUCCUCUGAAAAAUGUUGCUGAAAGUUCACAGAACAAUGGCUUUACGGCCUUUUCUGAUGUUAAACAUGGAAUUGGUUACCGCUCACAAGGCAGACUCCCUAGUGUCACACACAAUCGUGCAAUGCCACCACAGCUCCCUCCUCCACGUGUAGUUGCCCCCGUGCUCAUGCCCAUGUGCGAUGCAGCACCGCCUGCACCGCCACGGCCACUUCCACCCAAAGUGAUUUUGAAUGACCUCCGUGGUGGCGCACUUCCUCCGUUGAAUACUGAGGUAUCCAUUGAUAUGGAUUUUCUGAAAGGAUCCCCAAGGCCGACAGGUGGUCUAAAUUUAAAAACAGUUGGACACCCAAGAUUGUUUACGAGUGGCGCAAUCCCUAUCAGUCAUACUAAAGCGAUGCCUGCCAAAAUGGGCGACUUAACCCUGCCGCUUAGCUGGCCCUCGCACGAAGACCACACGAAACAUCUUGGAGGACGAGGCUGCAUCGGUAAUAAGGCACCGUUGGCCCCUCUGAGGAACUUCGGAAAAAGUCCAGCGGGGGGACUACUGCCAAAAAAGUAG
Trypanosoma rangeli is the source of this 846-nucleotide messenger RNA. RefSeq lists its product as uncharacterized. The record is from RefSeq and is a predicted model, not a curated record. The transcript has a single exon. NCBI's taxonomy places the organism in Eukaryota, Euglenozoa, Kinetoplastea, Trypanosomatida, Trypanosomatidae. Bases 1 to 846 code for a protein of 281 amino acids.